Molecule: messenger RNA, 747 nt
Organism: Knipowitschia caucasica
Lineage: Eukaryota; Metazoa; Chordata; Actinopteri; Gobiiformes; Gobiidae
Source: the annotation of a GenBank genome assembly
AUGGUCGUUUGGGAGAGUGACAGCUCUUCCUGGCAGGAUACCCCGCUCCUGUGCCCUGGCGGAAACUCACACGACGUCAACGAUAGCGAAGGAGAGAAGUCAGGAGAGGCCGGGCUCCCAGGGAAACCCACCUCAGAGGACGCAGAAGAGACGUGUAUCAAGAGCGUGGGAGUGGAUCUGCAUGUGACCACGCCAACGCCACGGCCACGCCCCCUUCUCUGCCCGCCGCCCCGUAUAAAAGAGGAGCUGAGGUGGAGGGACCAGAAAGAACAGCAUCACAGCAUCCAGAACUUUACAGAGAUCAACAGUCGCAGAGGUUUGAUGGUUUCCAGGAGACUCGACGGGGCUUUGCGUUUGGAAGUUGGGCUGUGUAGUAUGGAGAUAGCCAUCCUGCUGCUGCUGACCGUGUCUCUCUCAGCUGCUGCCCCGCUCUCACUCACUCAGAGGUUUUCUUCUGCGGCCUCCGGCGACGCGCUGCAGGAGGCGGAGGGCGCACGGUCCGAACAGACGCUCCAUGCUCCUGCUUUGAGGAUCGUACCAUUUCUACAAGAGGAGAAGCUUCCGAUCAGAGAGGCACUGAAACACAGCAUGGCGGCGAGGUUGCGUCCGCGCCGGGCCCCUCAGCGUGGAUGCCAGCUGGGGACGUGCCAGCUCCACAAUCUGGCCAACACACUCUACCACAUCAGCAAGAAGAACGGCCAAGACGAGUCAAAGAAAGCCAACGAUCCCCACGGAUACGGCAGAUAG